Didymodactylos carnosus is the source of this 1914-nucleotide messenger RNA. The record is from the annotation of a GenBank genome assembly. NCBI's taxonomy places the organism in Eukaryota, Metazoa, Rotifera, Eurotatoria, Philodinida, Philodinidae.
AUGUCUAGCUAUAUCGACGAAAACAAGGCAAAAUAUAUUCAACGAUUAAGUGAUGCUGUUGCUAUUCCAUCAGUAUCAUCAUGGACAGAACAACGACAUGAAUGUAUAAGAAUGGUAAACUGGACACAAGAUCUCUUACGGACAUAUGGUAUGACAGUUGAAUUAGCCGAUGUUGGUCAACAAGAAUUACCUGAUGGUACAAAAAUUCCACUACCGCCUGUUAUAUUAGCUACAUAUGGAAAUGAUAAGUCGAAGAAAACAAUUUUGAUUUAUGGUCAUCUAGAUGUGCAGCCAGCAUUGGUGAGUGACGGAUGGGAUACCCAACCGUUUGAGUUAACAGAAAAAAAUAAAAAAUUGUUUGGACGAGGUAGUACAGAUGAUAAAGGACCAGUCCUUAGUUGGAUCAAUGUCAUUGAAGCAUAUCAGCAGUUAAACGAACCAUUACCAGUUAAUGUGAAGUUCGUAUUAGAAAGUAUGGAGGAAUGUGGUAGCGAAGGAUUAGAAGAUUUAUUGAAAUCAUUAAAAAAAACAUAUUUAAUGGAUGUGGAUUAUGUUGUUAUUUCCGAUAGCUAUUGGUUGGGCAAGGAGAAACCCUGUCUCCAAUAUGGACUUCGUGGUAUCUGCUAUUUUUUCGUCGAAGUAGAAUGUUCAACAAAAGAUCUCCAUAGUGGCUGUUUUGGCGGAACAAUUCAUGAAGCUAUGACGGAUUUAGUUGCAAUUCUUGAUUCAUUAGUUGAUGAAAAAGGUUGUAUAAAAAUCAAUGGUAUGUACGAUGAUGUUGCACCAAUACAUCCGCAAGAAGAAGAUGUUUACAAAGCUAUUACAUUUGACGUUAAAAGUUAUUGUGCUGAAGCUGGUGUUAAACAAGUAAUACAAGAAAAUGAUAAAGAGAAAGUUCUUAUGCAUCGUUGGAGAUAUCCAUCAUUAUCAAUUCAUGGAAUUCAUGGUGCAUUCGAUGGAGUUGGUUGUAAAACUGUUAUUCCUCGAAAAGUGACGGGCAAAUUUUCUAUUCGUAUUGUUCCAAACAUGAAAAUAAAAACUGUAGAAAAAUUAAUUGAAAAGCACGUUGAUAAUAUAAUGAAAAAUAUACGUCAUUCACCAAAUAAAUAUUCUGUGAAAUUAGAACAUGGAGGUGACUACUGGGUAGCCGAUUUCAAUGAUCCACAAUAUUUAGCUGCCAGAAGAGCAACGCUUGCGGUUCAUGGUAUUGAACCUGAUUUAACGAGAGAAGGCGGUUCAAUUCCAAUAACCAUUACAUUCCAAGAACUAACAGGCAAAACAGUUUUACUUUUACCAAUUGGUGCUAGUGAUGAUGGAGCACAUUCACAAAACGAAAAAUUUGAUAUUGAAAAUUAUAUGAACGGAAACAUUUCAAGUACACAUUCAGCCAAAAUGUCUUCAGAAGAACAACAGUUACAAAAUGGUACAACUGCUGACUCUCCAGUAUCUGCAGUUGAGAACGCUAAAAAAUCUGAUCCGGAAAGUUCAAAAGUAACAGAACCAGGAGAGAAUGUGGCUGAUGCUUCUGUUAACUCAGAUGAAAAAACCUUAACAACACAGGCUGAUACAACGGUACCUGCAACAUCGUCACCAACGGAUGAACCAACAUCAACAACGACUGGUACUGAACAACAUUCAUUGGAAACACAGAAUGGUAAAUCUUAUCCAAAUUCCGUUAAUAGUAAAGAAAUUUCGGAAGCUGAUGAUCAAUUAGUGACAGUGAAUGGUAAUGCCGAUCACGCGGACGACGAAAAAAAAACGAAUGGUCAUGGUAAACGUGAUAUUGAUUAUGUGAAUAAUGACGGAACAUCAGAAGGAAUAACAACAGCAAAAAAGGUUAAAACUGCUGCAGUGGAAGACGAAGAAAAAGAAGAUGGUGCAAAUAAGAAUGUCCAAGAAAUUUCGGCCGUUUGA